ACGCACGUCCACGCUGUCGCGCUGUCGCUGCGACACCCGAAGAUGACGCAUUUGCGCUAGUGAAGCCGUUGCGCUUUCUGCCCGCAUUUUCGCAACCCUUGUCCGCGCAGCUUACUGUUACCGCUCAACUCACCGCCAUGGGCAGGAGGCCGAAUCAGCUGAUUCUUGAGUACUUUGAACGCGGUCCGAAGCUCGAAGACGCCAGCAAUCGCUAUCAGCACACGUGCAAAUCAUGCGGUGAGAAAUUUCCCAAAGGUCGUAUAGACAGCCUCACGAACCACCUGGUUAAAAAAUGCCCGGCUUUACCUUUGCGCGACCGCCAGCGGGCGCUGCUGCAAUUCCACGAGCUGCCCCUCCCGGAUAACAUGGCGCAGACCGCUGCACAUACGACCGGGCCAGUGCACAAUGGACAGAAGGUCAAUCUUUCCUUUCCGCCCUCGAAGCAGCUGUCAGCGCUUGAGACCCUUGCAGAGGUAUCGCGUCAACAUCUGGACCUCUCUGGCAAGCGUCCGAUCGAUCAGCAGCACCAACAUCAGCAACAGCAGCGAGUGCCACCUCAGCAGCAGCAGCAGCAGCAGCAUGUCCACCACAAUGCUGGGCAGGGAGAGCUGCUAGACGAAUGGAUACAGGACGAUAGAACGGAAGGCUCCGACCUGAGUAGCUUGACUCAUGCCAUGGACAUGUCUGGCGCGCCAGCCCUCCCGUCCAUGUAUCAGUUCCAUGGCCCUUUGCACCAUUCACCUACCAAUUCGCCUCAUAUGAGCAACAUGCCUCUUUCGAGUUCGGGAUCCAUGGCGCAGAUGGUUCCAUCACUUGUCAUGGCAGCAUCUGCAGCUAACGACCUUAUGCCACUGGCGAGCGGUAUGAACAUGGACUCGGACCUAAAUCUGUCACACAACGGCAUGGGCUUUCAACGCCAACAAUGGCCUAAUCUCCAGCCUCAUCCUUUGGAUCCUUUGCUGCAAGAUCAUAGCAAGGACCAGUUGAUGCCCAAGGAUGACAGUUCUUCAAAGUUUGUACAGCCACGGCCAAUCGCGAUGAACCCAAAUACCCAGACGCACUUUACGACCGAUUUCAGUAUUCAUCAGAAGCCUGCAAAGCCCAAAGUAAGAGGCCGUUUCACUGAUAGUAGAAGAAAGGAAGUACAGGAGGUACGGAAACGAGGCGCAUGCAUUCGAUGCCGCAUGUUGAAGAAGCCUUGUUCCGGCGAUAAUCCGUGUAAUACGUGCCAGAACGUCGAAAGUGCGCGUCUAUGGAAACAGCCCUGCAUACGAACACGUAUAGCUGAAGAGUUCAAUCUCUACUCAGCCGGCCUGCACGGUGUUUUGGCAUAUCAUGCCACCAGCCAAGCUAAAGGUCAAAUACGCCUCGAUCAGACUCCUGGUCGCAUAGAAGCCUCUCACCACCCUGACUCUGGUAUAUUCUCCACCUUCACGCCUCUCAAAUGCCAUCAGGCACAAGCAGCUCAAAAUACCGACAUUGAUCCCGCAAUUUUCGCCGCUGUUAGCACACCGGAUCUUGAGCUCAUAGACGGGGAGGAUGAUAUCAGUGGGAAGUUAGACCUAUACAUGAAGAAGAUAGGUCCUCAAUUCCUUCAAUCGGAGGAUUCGGUAUUUAUGAAGGUAACGCAGCAAACUGUGUCAAGGCUGGCUUCGCCAAAUCCGGAUGGUCUGUUGGCCAAGGUGACAGAGCUCUGGCACUACACACGGAUACUCACAUCCCGUAGCCUACACUGGCACCUCUUUUCAAAUCCAGCUCUCCCACCCACACUCUCAGCGCCGACCCUAUCCUCAUCCGACAUGGAAGACGCCGCUCGCUCCGCAAUUACAGAGCUCGACCAUCCCUCGUCCUACAGCCUGAUCAAGAUGCAACUCAUGGGAGCCACUGAAAAGCGCGCCGCAUGCGUAGCCCGUAUUGUAAUGAACGAUCUCGAGCGGCGCCUCCUGCAACGCCAACAAGCCAAUCCCUUCGAAACUUUCCUUGUCGCUGUCAUUCUCCUCGCCAGCGUAGAACGAAUGUGCUGGCUCUUCCGUGCCUGGGAAGUGCCCGCAGCGUCCGAACCCUCGCACACCGACCAUGUAUCAAAAGUAGACGACGAUCUCGCGUCAGCUUUGCAGUCCCCACCUCCGUCAGCUUUGAACGCGCAGUCCGCUGCUCGGCACCCCAAGUGGCCGCUCGACAAGCCCGCGGCGUCAUUCUCUCAACAGGGCGAAAGGUUCAGCGAUAUUCUGAACAUGCUGCUGAAAAUGCGUGGUGUGCCGCCAAAGCCAAUCCCGCGUAGUACAGAUGGGAUGCUGGUUAUGUGGGGCGAUGAUGUUCAAGAGUCGAUCAGAGAAUGGUACGAAGGCAUUGCUGUUACGACGCAGACGCUAGAAGAGAAGGCCAAUGCAAAGUUUGUGGGCGAGGAUCCGGCGGAGUGGGAGUUGAAGUUUGUUGGAAAGAUCAUCCGUGGCGACUAGCAGCCAGGACCUAAAAGCUUACACCUAUCGUGUUGUAUCUGGGGAACGAACAGUCAGAGCAAAGAGGACCUGGGCGGCCAUCUGUU
Molecule: messenger RNA, 2545 nt
Organism: Boeremia exigua
Lineage: Eukaryota; Fungi; Ascomycota; Dothideomycetes; Pleosporales; Didymellaceae
Exons: 3
Coding region: 138-2459 (773 amino acids)
Biological process (GO): regulation of DNA-templated transcription
Molecular function (GO): zinc ion binding; DNA-binding transcription factor activity, RNA polymerase II-specific
Source: RefSeq, a predicted model, not a curated record